Aphanomyces invadans is the source of this 732-nucleotide messenger RNA. RefSeq lists its product as hypothetical. The transcript has a single exon. Bases 114 to 467 code for a protein of 117 amino acids. The record is from RefSeq and is a predicted model, not a curated record. Lineage: Eukaryota; Oomycota; Saprolegniomycetes; Saprolegniales; Verrucalvaceae.
UGCAACUCGAACGAUAAGAAUUAAAUACACGGCAUGCAUCAACACUAGAAUUCAAUCUCGGACGGGCUAGCGCAGGCGUGGGGUGUGUAGUUGUCAAUGCCUCGAUAAGCCAGAUGUGCAAACAUUUGCUCAGCGCGGUGGAGGAACUCGUACCGAAGCAAUUGGUCGCGGCCGGCCGCGUUCAACACUUGAAACGCCGAUCCUUGAUCAGUUGGGUCCGGUACGUCCAAGCGUUCAGUAGGGGCCAUGCUCAGCCUGUGCACGUGCUCGAGGGAUUGAGCAUCGCGGAUAUGUUGGGCCACGCUGUCCAUGCUUGUCCGCCUUGUUCCAUCGGGCUGCAACGACAAUCCCGUGGACUUCCUCGACACCUCGUGGGCAAUCGUCGUGCCUUGGCGCACCCACCAGUCCUUCGAUUCAGGCAGCGAUCCCGAGCGGCGCCACUGGCACCGUGGUCGAUGCACGGAUGACAUGGCACUUUGAAGAAUGGCGAGAAAGAGGCCAUGUUGAAACGAGCCAAUCACGGACGGACUCGCCUUUCCACGGCGGCUCAGGACGACUUUGACUUGAAGGUUGUAUGCGCACGGUCGUUCAUUCGAUGGGAAACGACAGUCGACCGAGAGGAGCCGCUGGACGUGUUGGAGCAAGAUGGAGCCGCAUCGCAUUUCGCUAGGACGUUUGGGCCAAGGAAGACGCCACUGGUGGUAUGCAUGGGCAAAUGUCAUCCACCACCUG